This is a messenger RNA of Fraxinus pennsylvanica, 1935 nucleotides long. The record is from the annotation of a GenBank genome assembly. NCBI's taxonomy places the organism in Eukaryota, Viridiplantae, Streptophyta, Magnoliopsida, Lamiales, Oleaceae.
AUGAAGGCUUUGCUGGCUUCGCAGCUUCAUUUUUUUCCGCCAGUUCCUCACAAAACACCAUUUUCUGUAAAGCUAGGCCCUUCUAACGAAAUUUUAACUGGGCUUUCACUGCUUGGGAAUGAAGAUUUACCACUGAAUAGUUACCAUGUCAAACGAAAACGCAUUCUGAAAGUAGUCCAUCGCGACAAUGUAAAUUUGUCACCACUACAUGAAAUGGAUGUCCGGAAGAAUAGAGAAGCCAUGGAGGGGGACAUUGAUUACAUUAAGGAGAUGUUGGACACUAUCGGAGAAGGACGAACAAGCCUUUCACCCUAUGACACGGCAUGGAUUGCUCUUGUUAGGAAUCUCCAUGGACUUGAUCUUCCUCAAUUCCCAUCAAGUCUUCAAUGGAUUGCCGAAAAUCAACUCUCAGAUGGCUCAUGGGGUGAUGCACAUUUUUUCUUAGCAUAUGAUCGGCUAGUCAGUACACUAGCAUGUGUAGUUGCGCUGAGAUCAUGGAACCUUCAUCCCGAAAAAAUUGAAAAAGGGAUAGCAUUUAUCCAAGAAAAUAUACACAAGCUUGAAACAGCAGAUGAAGAAAACAUGACCUGUGGAUUUGAAAUUGUAUUUCCAGCUCUUCUUGAAAGAGCCCAAAACUUAGGCAUUGACAAUAUUCCUUAUGAUGCUCCUGUCUUAAAUGAGAUUUAUGCUGCAAGAGACCGGAAAAUGAAAAGGAUACCUAUAGACCUGAUUCACACAGUACAAACAUCUCUUCUAUAUAGCUUGGAAGGAUUACAAGAUUUGGACUGGAAAAAGCUCCUGAAGCUGAAAACUCCACUGGGUUCAUUCCUAACUUCUCCAUCCUCCACGGCCUUUGCACUGAUGGAGACUAAAGAUGAUAACUGUUUCAGAUAUUUGGAUGAUAUUGUGAAAACAUUUAAUGGAGGAGCGCCAAAUUCAUAUCCAGUUGAUUUAUUCCCACGACUUUGGGCUGUUGAUCGACUACAACGCCUGGGCAUUUCCCGCUUUUUCGAGUCACAAAUUACUGACCUUUUAAGUUAUGUCUACAGAUUUUGGACUGACGAAGGAAUUUUCAGUGCAAGAUAUUCCGAAUUUUGUGAUAUCGAUGAUACGUCCAUGGGUUUCAGGCUUCUAAGGUUGCAUGGAUUUAGUGUUAACCCCGAUGUUUUCACACACUUCAAGAACGACAAUAAAUUUUCUUGCUUUGGUGGUCAAAUGAUUGAAUCUGCAACUCCAAUAUUCAAUCUCUACAGGGCUUCUCAAGUUCAAUUCCCUGGAGAAACAAUUCUUGAAGAAGCCAAGAAAUUCUCCUACACCUUUUUACAAGAAAAGUUGGCAUCUCGUCAACUCGUAGAUAAAUGGGUAAUAUCUGAUGGACUUUAUGAUGAGAUAACCAAAGGGCUUGAAUUACCAUGGUAUGCUGAUUUACCCCGGGUGGAGGCUAGAUUUUACAUAGAGCAAUACUGUGGCGCAACUGAUGUAUGGAUUGGCAAGACUUUGUACAGGGUGCCAGAUAUCAGUAACAAUGCCUAUCUUGAUCUUGCAAAAUCAGAUUACAAUAGAUGCCAGGCACAACACGAAACUGAAUGGAAUGAAUUCGAAGAAUGGUAUGAAAAUGACAAUUUGCAAGAGCUCGGGAUAACAAGAAAGUACCUUCUUCGUGCCUAUUUUUCGGCUGCUGCAAGCAUAUUUGAGCCAGAGAGGUCAAACGUGAGACUUGCAUGGGCUAAAUCUCUAAUUAUUUUUUCAAGAACUCAAGGAUUGAUUGCUGCUGCUACCCUAGAUUCCCCUCGGCGGGAGAAGUCCCCAAAGUCAGGUGUAGAAAGUCUUCCUAUUAAGCUAAGGCUGGAUUCUAUUUUUCUUCCGACGAUCUUCGUUGCUGAUUUCUCCAUCCUAGAAAGGGAAGUUUCUCUUUCAUCAUCAGCAAGAUAUUGA